Messenger RNA from Oryza sativa Japonica Group (Japanese rice), 2449 nucleotides. RefSeq names its product amino acid transporter AVT6E. Gene Ontology annotation, molecular function: L-amino acid transmembrane transporter activity. Gene Ontology annotation, biological process: amino acid transmembrane transport. The record is from RefSeq and is a predicted model, not a curated record. Lineage: Eukaryota; Viridiplantae; Streptophyta; Magnoliopsida; Poales; Poaceae.
UCGGAUACUUUUAUGAGAGAGAAGGAAGAACAGAGAGAGAGAGAGAGAGGAGGGAGAAGAAAAAAAAUAAUCGAAAAUAAAAUAAAAUAAAGAGAGAGAUAGAACCCCAGAUCUCUCCACAGUUUCAACGCCUCAAAUCUCUCAACUCUCGUCCCAAUCCUUAGGUACACGCCUCCCUCUCUUUCCUCCAAUUUUUGUUCGGAGGGAGGACGAAUUUCAGUUCUUGUUUCUGUUUCGAUCUCCAACCAAAUCUGGCCCAAGAAAAUUUGAGUUUCUUGUGUGGUAGAUGCCACCAAUGUGUGCCAAGCCCCUCUGAGAUCUCACCGGCUGAUCAGCUGAUGUAGUUUGCAGUCGAAUUUUGUUCCGUUUUUGGGGGCAAGAUUGUGUUCUUGGAGCUGUAGAUUGGUUAUACAUUUUUUUUUCCAUUUCUUGGCUCAGUUUUGUCCAUUCGACGAGGAAUUUCUCGUCGUGUUUGUUGUUGAUUGAUUGAUCCAAUCUUUGAUGCGCCAAGAAGCAAGAUGAACACGAAUUACUCGUCCCUCCCAUUGACCUCCAUCGAGCUCCAAUCCAACCAGCGCACAUCCGAGGUCGCCAAUGGCGUCGGCUACAACGGCCACGCCAAGAUCUCCAAGCAAGAUUCGUUCCUGGUCGACGGCGAUGCCGCCGCCGGCGGCGGCGGCGGCGAGAACGACGACCUGCCGCUCAUCGGCGACGGCCCCGCCGGGCCACCCGAGGGCUCCGGCGUGCCCGCCGCGGUGUUCAACCUCGCCACCUCCAUCAUCGGCGCCGGCAUUAUGGCCCUCCCGGCCACCAUGAAGGUUCUCGGCGUCGCCGUCGGCCUCGUCUCCAUCCUGGUCAUGGGGAUCCUCUCCGAGGUCACCAUUGAGCUGCUCGUGAGGUUCGCCGUGUACUGCCGCGCGCUGUCCUACGGCGAGGUGGUGCACAAGGCGCUCGGCCGUCCGGCGAGCAUCGUGGCGCAGAUGUGCGUCAUCAUCAACAAUGCCGGCGUGCUCAUCGUGUACCUCAUCAUCAUCGGAGAUGUGAUGUCAGGGUCACUGAAGCACAUUGGUGUCAUGGAUCAGUUGAUCGGGCAUGGCGAGUGGGAUAACCGGAGGCUGCUGAUCUUGGUGGUUCUUGUGAUCUUUCUCUCCCCGUUGUGCGCGCUCGAGAAGAUCGAUUCGUUGAGCUUGUCGUCUGCUGCAUCGGUCGCGCUUGCUGUCGUGUUUGUGGUUGUGUCAUGCAUCAUUGCGCUGGUGAAGGUUGUUGAGGGUAAGAUCAGUAUGCCGAGGAUGGGGCCGGAUUUUAGCUCGAGGGCAGCAAUGCUGGAUUUGCUCGUCGUGAUACCGAUCAUGACGAACGCCUACAUCUGCCAUUUCAAUGUUCAGCCAAUCUACAAUGAGCUCAAGGAGAAGACACCUCACAACAUGUACAAGAUUGGGAGGAUCACCACUGUGCUAUGUGUUGUGGUAUAUGCACUGACUGCGGUCUCAGGGUACCUCUUGUUCGGCGAAGACACUGAAUCUGAUGUGCUCACCAACUUUGACAAGGAUCUCGGGAUCAGAUUCAGCUCAAUCCUCAACUUCAUUGUCAGGAUUGGGUAUGUCAUCCAUCUGGUUCUCGUCUUCCCGGUUGUCCACUUCUCGCUUAGGCAGACGGUGGACUCGUUGAUCUUUGGCGAGUUAGCGCCCCAUAGCAGGAAAAAGAUGCUCACCUUGACAGUGGUGCUCUUGGCACUCAUCUAUCUUGGCUCGACGAUGAUACCAAACAUCUGGGUGGCCUUCAAGUUCACCGGUGCGACGACGGGGUUGGCACUGGGGUUCAUUUUCCCGGCCCUUAUUGCAUUGAGAUUGGACAAGGAAGGCAAGUCUUUAGGUAAGGGUGAGAGGCUCCUGUCAAUUGUGAUGCUUGGUUUGGCCAUGGUUGUUAGCAUUAUUGGAGUAAUUGGAAAUGUAUACAGCCUGAGGAGCAAGUCUGCAUGAUCUAUCAUGAUGAACAAUUUAGUAGGGUUAGUGCAUUGCCAUGGCAGUCAUACAGACUGUAUUAGCAUGGUCAGAUACAGAAGACAGCAGAGGUACUACUUGAGCAAAGCUCAGAUACAUUUUGUUUACCUUUAGAGGUGCAGGAGCAUUUCUUGAAGGUUUUUGUUUUUGGGAGCUUGGACUAGAUUGACAGAUUCUUUGAUGUAUUUGCAUUUAUUGGUAAGGCAGCACAAGAUGAUAAGAAGCUGGUUGUGUUGUACUGCGAGGUUGUUGCCUGUCUACUACAUGAAAAGAAAAGAAACGAUAUGUUUGGCACUUGAGUUUUCAGGCGUUUUUCAUAAAUGUUCGGGAGUAGUGGAGUAUAGAGCCUGGAGAUCAUUUUCACCGUUGAAACCGUAGGCCAGAAAAUUACUGGUUUAAUUUGCAGUCGCUUGAAUGUAAUGAAAUUCUCCCCCAUAACCUAAGAUAAA